This is a messenger RNA of Fundulus heteroclitus (mummichog), 1694 nucleotides long. RefSeq names its product proteasomal ubiquitin receptor ADRM1. The record is from RefSeq and is a predicted model, not a curated record. The transcript is spliced from 10 exons. Gene Ontology annotation, molecular function: endopeptidase activator activity; proteasome binding; ubiquitin binding. Lineage: Eukaryota; Metazoa; Chordata; Actinopteri; Cyprinodontiformes; Fundulidae. Gene Ontology annotation, biological process: ubiquitin-dependent protein catabolic process. The coding region runs from base 155 to 1423 and encodes 422 amino acids. Gene Ontology annotation, cellular component: cytoplasm; proteasome regulatory particle, lid subcomplex; nucleus.
CACAUCCUCUCUCGGCGCGCGCGCGCUCACCCACCCCAGCAAAGCGGAAGUUCACUCAUCCUACGUAACUAGCGUAACUGCCGUACGCAGCGAGCGGAGAGAAAACUUCUGGGGUAUUUUGAAGAUUUAGUCGCAGUUUGGGAGGCUUGGAACGAUGUCAUCCGGUGCUCUGUUUCCGAGUUUGGUCAGCGGCUCAAGGGGAAGCUCCAGCAAGUACCUGGUGGAGUUUCGCGCCGGUAAAAUGACCUUGAAGGGAAACACGGUCACACCCGACAAACGCAAGGGUUUGGUGUACAUCCAGCAGUCUGAUGAUUCCCUGAUCCACUUCUGCUGGAAGGACAGAACCACAGGAAAUGUUGACGAUGACCUGAUCAUCUUCCCUGAUGACUGUGAAUUUAAGAGGGUGAACCAGUGCACCACCGGACGCGUCUAUGUGCUGAAGUUCAAGGCCGGCUCCAAAAGGCUCUUCUUCUGGAUGCAGGAGCCCAAAACGGACAAAGACGAGGAGUUCUGCCGUAAGGUGAACGAGUUCCUGAACAAUCCUCCGAUUCCUGGGUCUGCCAGCAGCGGAGGUGGCAGCGGCCAUGAACUGUCUGCACUGGGAGGAGAGGGAGGCCUCCAGAACCUGCUGGGAAACAUGAGCCACAACCAACUGAUGCAGCUGAUUGGUCCAACCGGGCUUGGUGGACUGGGAGGCCUGGGAGCUUUAGCGGGACCCGGCCUAGCGAACCUUCUAGGCAGUGGGGGUCCACCCACCAGCAGCUCCUCCUCCAGCUCUCGAAGCCAAGCGGCCACAGCAGCCUCUUCAUCAGCCGCAGCCCCCAGACUGAGCUCCACCCAGACACCAACCACACCUACACCGCCUGCUGCCUCGGCGCCCUCCACCACCACCACCACCGCUGCUGCUGCUGCUGCUGCCGCCGCCCCCUCCACCCCAGCUCCAGCUCAGACGCCUGUGGCCCCGGCCUCUGCUGGAAGCCCCCCCCCUCACCAGCCCAUCCAGCUCAGCGACCUUCAGAGCAUCCUGGCCAACAUGAAUGUUCCUGCUGCAGCUGCUGGUCAGGGGUCUGCAGUGGACCUGGCGAGCGUUUGCACCCCGGAGAUGAUGGCUCCCAUCCUGACCAACUCUGAAGUCCAGCAGAGGCUCCUCCCCUUCCUCCCCAGUGGAGAAAGCUUACCACAGAGUGCCGAGGAGAUCCAGAACACCCUGAACUCGCCUCAGUUCCAGCAGUCCAUGAGCAUGUUCAGCAGCGCCUUGGCUUCUGGACAGCUCGGUCCGCUCAUGAGUCAGUUCGGUCUGUCAGCUGAAGCUGUGGAUGCUGCCAACAGGGGAGACGUUGAAGCGUUUGCCAGAGCCAUGCAGGCCAGCAAAGGAGACUCCAAAGAGAAGAAAGAGGACGAUGAAGACAUGAGUCUGGAUUAGAGACCAGCCUACCAAGUCCCGCCUCUCUCUGUACUCCUUUUUUACCUCUUCCAUGUCAACAUUGUCUUAAAGCUUUUCAUAAACCAAAGACAAUGUUUCUACUCAGGAGAAACAGAACAUUAGCUUCGCUAAAGUUGACUCUGACCACCAUGUAGACGUUAGCAGUCCUCUUCUGUUGCCUUUGUUUGAGACUUUAUGUUUUUGUUCUUAAAGUACCGACUGUCAGAUUUCUGGGACUAACUCUUUAUUAAAGCAAAAAGAUAAAAACUCA